Messenger RNA from Fusarium falciforme, 4578 nucleotides. RefSeq lists its product as hypothetical. NCBI's taxonomy places the organism in Eukaryota, Fungi, Ascomycota, Sordariomycetes, Hypocreales, Nectriaceae. The transcript is spliced from 9 exons. Gene Ontology annotation, molecular function: protein binding. The record is from RefSeq and is a predicted model, not a curated record. Bases 1 to 4578 code for a protein of 1525 amino acids.
AUGGAACUCACAAAUGAGCUCUGCCGACGCACCGAAGAAUGCCUCUCCCUUUUCGAAGAUGCAUCAAGGCACCAAGCACUUGCCGACGAUGACUGGUUCGAAGACCGGGCUGCCGACUUUGUGUGGUGGUCGCACGGCUUGAAAGCCCAAAAAACUGGCCGAAGCUCUCUUGAUUAUCGACUAAGAGACCGACCAGACAUCCAAAAAGUCAUUGCAGGCCUGCUCGAUAGCUUGGCCCAGGCGCUGAAGGAAUGUCUACAACCCGAAACAGAUGAGGGCCAAGGCUCGAUCCACGAUGACCACGAGGACAAGGCUUCCGAGUCCGACAGCAGUUCGAGUGGUUCGUCCUGGUCCGAAUUCUCAGACGAAGUCAAUCAGUCAAAGGACAAGGACGAAGCAGACACCCCAAAUACCGAGGAUUCUGACCCCAGGUUCUACAUUGAAACCAACUUGAAGCUGCUAGCAAAGAUAUCCAUCGCCAUUAGAAGAUCGGGGGCAAAGCUGCGCUACUUGAAAGCUGAUACCUACCUGAAAGCUCACUCAGACGAUGAUGAGUACACGCAGCUAAGGAGCCAUCUCUUCUUCCUGAUUCUAGUCGGACCCUACGAACAAAAGCUUUUCGGCGAGCUUAGACGUCGAGCCACCAAUCAGCAACUACCGAAGGUUGUUGAGAUCGUGAUCCGUUCAUGGAUUGUUGAUCCCUCCCGGGCGACAUCGAACCAGCAACAGCUUGUCGAGACCAACAUCACAAGAAGGAAUAGGAUUGCAUACGCGAGACGCUUCAUCAGCAAGGGUGCUGACCCAACCAAGAGCAAAGAAGCAGCGGCUCCGACGAUCGUCCCUUCACCACUCCCAGAUGCCGUGCUUCGGCCAGCCAAAGAGCCAAGCACUUUCGGCGCCGAUGCACAAGAGCCAUUCCCAAUUGCGGACCCCAUCCAAGCGUUGCCCAUAUCCCCAGAGCCUGCGAAAUCUCUGACUGCAAAGACUUUGACAGCGACGGAGCUAGGUUCACAAUUCGUCCUGCCAGUGAUCGUGCCAUUCGAGCCCAAGAAGGGGGCCAUGUCGGUCGCGACCAAGAUGACGCAAACCGGCAUCAAACAAGACUAUCCAGCAUGCCCCGGCAAGAAGGGCAGCUUCCAGUGCCCGUACUGCGUGCAGGUUCUGUCCGAGGACUACACAGCAAAGUCCAGAUGGCGGGGUCAUGUCGCGCAAGACUUGAAUCCGUAUUCAUGCAUUUACCAAGGGUGUCCAGAUUCUCAUGACCUGUAUGCUACCAGGGAGGAAUGGAUCAAGCACAUAAGGAGCCAACACAACGAGGAGCGCUGGGUUUGUGACGAUUGCAUUUUCGAGAGCGGCCAGGACGACGAAUUCAUCUUCGACAGCCAGGAGCUAUGGGAGAGCCACAUGAGGUCCCGCCACAGCUGCCCCGAUGAUCGCUUGACACUCCUUUGCAACAUGAGCAAGAGAAAGCUCGUCGAAUUGACCGGGUGUCCUCUUUGCAAACGGCCAUGUGGACAUUCAAGGCCAGAUGAAGAUGACCACAUUGCAGAGCAUCUUCAUUCAUGGGCAUUGAGAGCCCUUCCUUGGGACUUGAACCCGGAUGACGAAGCAUCUUCUGAUUCACCCGAGAUGGGAUCUGAGGACGACUUGGCAAGGAUGUCAGAGAUGAGCGAACUCCCCGAAGACGAAACCGACAACAUCACAGCAACAACAUCAGACGCAAUCGAGCGCGAGGUGGCUCGCUGGAGGGCUCACCAGACGCACGGGAAUUUUGUCCCCUCGGAUGGGUUCUACAGUUUGGCCGCGGCUUUUGAAGACAUUAUUGGGAUAUGGUCACCUCAUGCCCAGCUUGACACACAGAACGAGACUGCGCUGCAGUAUCUCAUCAACAUCAACCAAGCUAUGGCUCAGUUGUAUCAUGACUCGGAAUUCACUGCCCAACAGCGGCGAGACAUGGAGGAUAACUUGCGCAUUAGCAUCGAGCUUGGUGUAGAAUACAUGACUGGGGUAUUAAGUGCGGAAGAGGAGGAGCCAUAUCGGGAGCCCUCCAUUGACGCAGAUGAACCUGAAAGACCCAAGGCACCACCACCUCCUGCAGUGGUCGGAAUACCCAAGGUUACAGGCGAGAACAUACCUCCAUCGGAUGACGAACAGGGGGCUAUACUGGAAAACGCUCGACAACAUGUUCUCCACUCCAACGACCCGGAAAUGCAGUUAGUCUGGGCUCGUGACGUUUUGGCUUGGGCCAUGACAGCUGAAAAGGUCAGGAGGAGGGAGCUAGAUACCCAGACACUCCUAGACACGGUACAACAACCCAGGCUUGACGCUUUGAAUAUCUUCAAGUACUUGGCCCAACAAGGCCAUCCAGAGGCUCUCUAUCAGGAAGGCAAAUGGUUUGAGCUGGGACAAUUUGGUUGCGCAGUGGAUAUUGACCAGGCAGUCGACAGAUACCGCCGAGCGGCGGACGGUGGCUCCGCGCGCGCUCAUUAUCGCUUGGGCAAGCUACAUCAGCGAGAGUGGGAUGACUGGGAGACGGCUCUCAAGCACUACGAGAAAGGCGAGAAGCUGGGAGAUCCUGCGGCAAGCCUCCACCUAGCCUUUAGAUAUCUGCACUCGAGCCAUUUCGAGGAGCCAGAUGUAGAAAAAGGGUUGGCCCUGUUGAAACAGUCAGCGGACAAUGCCGACCAGGACGCUCCUCAAGGCGCCUACGUCUACGGAUUGGCCCUAUUGGGAGACCUGCCGGGUUUAGCCAUAGAUGAGUCUUUGUUACCCAAAGACACAAGCAUGGCUUUCAUUUACAUCGAAAAGAGCGCGUUUUACGGGUACCCCAAGGCGCAGUGGCGCAUGGGAGUUGCAUACGAGAUGGGGACCUUGGGAUGUUCUGUGGAUGCAGCUACGUCCAUACACUACUUUCAUCUCGCAGCAAGGCAGGGCUGGGGAACGGCAGCCUACGACUUGAGUCGCUGGUUCUUGCCAGGCACAGGGAAAGAGGACCAGGUUGUGCCAGACCCGGCACUAUCGUUCAAGUUCGCUCAAUGGGGAGCAUUUGAGGACGACGGUGGAUCGAAAUACAUGAUGGGCUACCAUUAUGAAACUGGCACGCACGUGCUAGAGGAUAUUGACGAGGCGAGGAAGUGGUACGAGCGCGCCUCGCAUCAUGGUUGGGGUGAUAUAAGACAGUGGUCAUGCGAGCAACUCGCAGCCUUGGAGGAGCGAGAUGAAUUCUUCUUUGGGGUCUCUCUCGAUGGGCGGUCCCGCCUGGGACCUCAUGUAGACCCAAGGACACUUGUUGUCGCCAUGGACGUGGGUGAGAUGUUCUCGUCUGUGUCCUGGGCGGAUCCCUUACAGCCCUUCGACAUUGAACAUCUCGAGCUUUUCGGCAACAGGUCCUCGGUAUUUCAACCACACUCUGAAAUUCCCACGCAGUAUGACCCGGAAACUGGAGCAUGGGGGAACCCAUUCUUACAAGCCGCUCGACUGCGCAAGUUCACAAACACUCACCGACAGAGCUGUUUCUCCCUCUGGAAGGACUUGUCCAGCAGCGUUGACCAAGUUCGGGACCAGGCUCUCGGACUUCUCAAGGCUCAUGUGAGCGCCCUGUGGCAGCAUUUUUACGACAAACUUGUGGUCGAUGUAGUCGGAUAUUUUAAUAUCGUUGUUUCUCUUUCAGUGCCUCUUGGAUUUCCUUGGGACUCACACAACCGGGUCAGAGACAUGGUAUGGAAUUUGGUGGACGGGGGGACCGAUGGCAUCUACCGACUGAUUGGAGUCGAUCUCAUGAAACCGAUGGAUGCGGCCAUCUUGAAUGCGCUUAGGGCGCAACAUCGAAAGGAACAGCCACCAGGAGGCCCCAUAAGAAUGAUUGAGUCAGGAGAUGUCGUUAUUGCGUGUGAUUGUGGCGGCACUGGUGCGCGUGCUGCCAGCUACGAGGUCGUCCACGGGGUCCCUCCUCUAGUUCACCAACUCAUAAGUUGGGAUAGUGAAGAGUUUGGAACACGUGCCGUCGAUAUGGAAUUCCUUGACUAUCUGCUCAACCGUUCAGGUCUGAGUUGGAGGACAUCAUCCAAAUCCGCGCGAGAUGAGCUGGACCGGUUCAUUGUCGAGGAGUGGGAGUAUGGCAUCAAGAGAACCUUCAGGGGCGAUGAGAGAGAUGACAUCAAUCUGCAAGUGCCAAGAAGGGCCACUUCCGUCAUCGGGCGGCUUCGACGCACAUCGAGCACGCUGUCGAUCAAACCGUUCGUUUUCAUCCUCCCUGACCUGGAGCCGGACCUGCGAGCUGAUUCCAAUGCUAGAGAAACGAUCCUCAAAUUCUUCGAAAAGACUUUGGAGACUAUCGAACAAGUCAUCAACGCACAAUUUGCGGCCCUAGAUGCCAUAGGGAGAAAGCCAAAUUCCAUCGUGCUGGUCGGAGGAAUGGCCCUAUCGCCCUGUGUUUUUCGACAUCUUUGCCAAAAGUUUGACAUUAUGUUUCAUCGACCUGAUAUGGAUGGCCGUUUUUCCUUUUCCCAAGGAGUCAUGGAGCUUGAAUAUCAAAACUUGGUGGCAAACCGGUCACCAUUUCUGGCUGAAGUAGAAUAG